Molecule: messenger RNA, 710 nt
Organism: Raphanus sativus (radish)
Lineage: Eukaryota; Viridiplantae; Streptophyta; Magnoliopsida; Brassicales; Brassicaceae
Product: UPF0725 protein At1g23960-like
Exons: 4
Coding region: 120-701 (193 amino acids)
Source: RefSeq, a predicted model, not a curated record
GGUGCACCCAAGUUUUGUUCAUAUAAUUAAAGAGAUAGGGAAAUAAGCAUCUCCUCGUAAAACCUAACAUCGCCACUUCCUUUCGAAACCUAAAUCGACCAGAACAGCAUCGAUCAAUCAUGUCUUCUGGUAUUCCUGUUCAAGAUAGCCAGGAGUUCGUCCGUAGGCAGAUGAAUUACUGGGAGCAAGUGAGUGAAUCAGGGGGUUUUGAUAUCGAACAUAUCUCAGCACCGCCAAUGGGACUCUUGACUUACGAUUGUGAAGACAAGAGGAAUCUGUUUCCUAAUCGUCUGUUGGUCAAUCUCUACGCUAGACUCGGUAUCUAUCGUUACAACCUCUCUAAGGGAACAAAUUUAAAGUUCCACCACCUGACGAAGUUCAACAUGACUAAUAACUGUAUCUCCUCAUACCGCAUCACUUUGGUUGCUUAUGAUCCAGUGACCACUUCGCUGGUCACCUUCCUGGUUGGAAUCUCUGAGGAGGAAUAUGCUCGUUUGAAUUUGAUGCUCUUCAUUGCUAGACCUCAAGCUGAUAAGCCUCACUGCCAAGAACCAGUUAGGCCAAUUGGUUCCACCAUUUAUCCCUUGACACCGGAUGCAUGUGAUGACAAGGGAUUAUUACCUUUCUGGCCGACCAAUUUUGAGGAUACAUCACGUUUCCGCCUGGUACACAAUAUCACUUUUUUCUUCUCUCUUUCUUGAUUUCAUUUA